Messenger RNA from Linum tenue, 1311 nucleotides. Lineage: Eukaryota; Viridiplantae; Streptophyta; Magnoliopsida; Malpighiales; Linaceae. The record is from the annotation of a GenBank genome assembly.
AUGAUCAGCAAACUGGGAGACGAUCUCCUCUUGGAGAUUUUGAUCCGCCUCCCGAACCCUAGAUCAGCCUGCCGCUGCAAAUCCGUCAGCAAGCGGUGGAGCUUCUUGAUCUCCGAUCCCAGCUUCAAUCGUCGUUUCGUUUCUCACCACCAGCGACCUCCCCUGCUUCUUCCCUCCAACGAUCCACAAUCGAUCAUCCCGACCAUUCUCCCCGUGCCAACUGAUGUCGACGGACUGCGUUUCUCCGUCUUGGAUUCCUUCGAGGACUUGCUUCUAUGCGGGGUUACAUUCCCAGAGGACAUCGAUGCGGAAUUCAGCAGAUCGUACUUCGUAUGCAAUGUGUUCACGAAGCAAUGGGUCGCACUUCCUUUGGCGCCUGAAAUUCCACCGGGAUGCGCGGUAGUGGUUCCAAGGUUAGUUUGCGAGCCUGCUGUUUCUAACAAUCUUGAUAUGGGAGAUGGCGAAGCAUCUGUUUGUUAUUCGGAGUAUCGAUUUCGGGUGGUCUGCAUUUGUCAAUGUGGUUUGCGUAUAAAGCUAGAUGUGUUUUGUUCCGAGACUGGAGAAUGGACGAAGGAGGCUGUUGUUCUUGAUGGUGAUUAUCUAAUCCAAAUGAAAAAUGUACUUUCCUGCAACGGGGAGUUGUUCUUCGUGGAUUUGUAUGAGGAUGAAGAUGGUGAUGUUUAUCCUUUGAUUGCUGUGAUUAACCCUUUCCGCCUAGAUAUGCGUCCCACUUACCUUGAUGCUCGUGAACUUCUUGUGACGCCGAAGUGGGAUAUUGCGGUAUCGCAAGGUGCUCUGCACGUGAUUCUAUUUGAAGAGGAACGCACACCUGAUUGUUCCAUGGCUGAUUUGAGUGUUUGGAAACUGCAAGAAGACCCUAAAACUUGGAGGCUGGUACGUGAAGGGGUGGUGAAGACAACUCCAAGGUGUCUGCACCGAGAGAUGGCUGACAUUGAACAUUGUGAGAAGGCUGGCCCUGAACGAAAGACAUCAACGUCUAACUAUGAAGUUGAUGCCAUUAUUUUCCCUUCUUUGCAUCCAGAUAACCCGGAAAUUGUCUUCUUCCAUUGUUUUUCAAUUGGUCCUCAGUGUGCUAUCUUGUCUUGCGAUUUGACGAGGGGAGAGCUGGAGUUCUUCUCUUACUUUAGAGCACGUUCACUUCGUUGGGCGGUGUUCCAGCCCAAGGUCUCUUGUUGUUCUUCUCCAAUUCGAAGAUACAAGGAAUUGAAACUCCUCUACAAUGGUAGCUACAGUUGCUGGGUCCAGAGCAGCAAACCAACAACUCCCUCAAUAACGGGUACGUACUCCUAG